ACACAGCAUUUUUACACACAUGUUAAUGUAGAUGCUAUCCAGUGCACCCAAGCUAUUUACUUUUUGAUUUAAACAUACAUUUUAAAAAUUGUUGACCCAGCAUUGGGUCAAAAAGGGAUGCGCCCAGCCCACUGAGUUGUAGUUGAAACCAUGCUGGGUUGUUUCAACCCAAAAUUCUGUGUUGUUUUAACCGAUUGUUGGGUCAAAUAUAAAAAUUUUCUAGGUUAAGUUCACCCCAGCUGCUCGUACCUUUUUGACCCAAUGCUGGGUUGAAAAAACCCCAGCAUCUUUAAGAGUGCAUGAUCAUUUGCUAGCACCAACUGCUACCAGUUGUGCUACAGAAAUGGGGUCAACAUUACAUCCACAGUGGCGUAGCCACGGGUGUACCGGUACCACCCACAGUGGCAGCUGGCACACCUAAUAAUGGAUGCAGAAUAUUUUUUAUAGUCUCAAUAAAAAAUUUUACUAAACUUGGGCUAUUGUUGUUUCUUUAGAAUAUAUAUAUAUUUUUAAAUAAACCCUUUUACGCGUAAGUUAAAAUAUUUUAACUGACCCCUUGUGUCCAUGGCGACGCGUCAUGAUUGUCACGUGACACACUGGUGUGUUUGAGAUCAUCCGGCGCUGCGCAGACCGAUCUGCAAGGUUUGCCUCUUGCACUCGAGGGAGGAACUGAAGACGGAGCCGUCAAGCCGGACACCUGGGGCACGUUCAAUCUCACACCGGUGCGCAACGUUUUGCUACGGUUUCCGGGUUGAACGACAUGUUUCCUUGAAACGUUGUGCAACGGAAUGCAACAGGUUUUAGAAGCGUUUUCUCUUGUUUGGUGGGUGUGUCAGAAAUGUCAGCCCAAUCAGCGGCAAGAUGUAUAAAACCACGCGAUAGUAAAGAGACAGCUCGCUCAAUGGGUUCAAGUUGGAAUGUUGUCUUUCAUUCUGGACGGCAAGGUCAGUGACUGUAACAUUGAGGGUCUUUUACAGUAUUAAACACACAUUUAUAACGAUUUCAUCAGGCUUCAGAAACAUUUAAAAAAGAACACAAAGAAUGGCCUCUCAGCUACCGUAGUUGCAACUCUUGCGUCAUCACAACAGGGUGUUCAAUGCUUCACCGUUUCUGUUUAAUAAACGUUGUGCAACGUUUCGUCGGGGCUGAACGCAGCCCUGCUGCUUGCCGUAGUAACCUGUGCGCCGUGUUUCCUUGUUUUUAAUCGCAAAUGAAGUGAAUUGGAUGCUGAAUUUGAUAAAAACAAACCUUUUAAUAAAAAGUUGCAACCAGAAACAUUUUAUAUCGAAUAUUUUAAUUGCUGCUUAUACUGUAUACCCGAAAAUAACGGGAAACAAGCCUAAAUUAUUAAAAUACCAAUAGAGUUUGUUAUUUUCAUUUUUAUUUUAUUACACGACACAAUAUAACAUAUUUAAGCAUAUUAAAGUGUUUUUUCUUGUUUUAAAACAUGAAUUUAUAAUGUUUAUUAGUGGAACUAAAGGUUGGAUUAAACUUGAAACGCACGUGAUCGUUGUCAUCAGUGAGGCGACCAAUCACGUUAAGCUGUUACGUCAUCACAACUCCGUGCAGCCGCUCUGGGGCACGUUCAAUCUCACACCAGUGCGCAACGUUUUGCUACGGUUUCCGGGUUGAACGACAUGUUUCCUUGACACGGUGUGCAACGGAAUGCAACAGGUUUUAGAUGCGUUUUCUCUUGUUUGGUGGGUGUGUCAGAAAUGUCAGCCCAAUCAGCGGCAAGAUGUAUAAAACCACGCGAUAGUAAAGAGACAGCUCGCUCAAUGGGUUCAAGUUGGAAUGUUGGCUUUCAUUCUGGACGGCAAGUUCAGUGACUGUAACAUCAACGAUACUAGGCUUGUUUGAGAUGCAGCUUGCCUUGCCUGAAAUUCAGACGAGAGCAGACGGCUGCAGUAAGGGGAGGAGUGAAAAAAGAGCUUUUAAGUCAGACACUUCACCAAUCUCGCAGUCCAGUCGACUACAAACGUCAGCAUAGGCAGAGAUUACGUUCGCGUAUUUUAUCGCGGAUUAAAUAGAUGCAACUUAAAUACCAAUAAAUUCAUUUACAUAAAGAUGUUUAUAAGGAGAAUCAACGAAGGUGAACUGUUCGUUACUGGAAAAGGUUACUUAGUAAAUGUUGGGAUGAAUAAAUCUAGUGGUAAUACAAAUUCGUUUCUGUUGUGUGAAAUAUAAACAGCUCACAGUACAAAUAAAUCAACACCAAUACAGAAGUUUACAGGAAUUCAUAAAAAAUAUAAAUGUCAUAAAGAACAAUUGAAUUAAAAUAAAAACUACUACAGGAAUUAGAGUUUUUAGAAGGCCAAUGAGCAUUAAGCUGUGUCGUCAGCAAGUCUUUUCCCAUCGUGCUUUUCGUCAACGCAGUCGGUGGAGAGCAACUGCGCUCGGCUGUAGAAUCCGACGAGCCCGCCUCUCCAUCGCGAGAGUUAUUUUGCACACGUCAGCGUGACAUCACAGCAACCCUGCGUUCCAGUUCGUUUUUUUAUGAACUUCCCUCGCUAACUUCCCUCAGUCUCGUUCACUCGGAUGUACGUCAUUGCUUACGUUGUACGAGUGCCCACUACUGCUAGAACACUUGAAGUGGGUUCAAAUGGAUCGCCCUAAGCCCUUGAUCACAUGGAAAGUGGAGACCGCCCCCUCCAUGUGCAAAGCGCGAGUUGCUGAAGUGACGUCACAAUCGUGUUGCAUUGUGGGAUAUGAAGCUGCAUGAAGUGUACAUAUGAAGCAGACUCGAUCCCUCGGUCAAAAUCGAGGGAGCGAGGGUCUGUCCAUACAAACUUCCCUCGUCCACUUGACGAAGUGGAACGCACUUCAAAAUGGCGACAGGGAUUCCCCCGAGGGGAAGUGCUUAGGGAAGUUCGCGAGUGUGUGUCUAAAACUGGAGUGGAACGCACCCCAAGUCGGACGUAAGUCGGACACUUUUCUAACCGACAUGCAUCUUGCGCGGAUCACCGGUGAUCGAUUCUGCGCAGAAUUAGCUCAUCUCAAACAAGCCUAUUAAUACGACAGUAUUAAACACACAUUUAUAACGAUUUCAUCAGACUUCAGAAACAUUUUAAAAAGAAUACAAAGAAUGGCCUCUCAGCUACCGUAGUUGCAACUCUUGCGUCAUCACAACAGGGUGUUCAAUGCAUCACCGUUUCAGUUUAAUAAAUGUUGUGCAACGUUUUGUCGGGGCUGAACGCAGCCCUGGAGAAGCUGCACCGGCUGAGCUAGCCAGCUACUCUCGAAACGCUCUUGAGGUACUUAAAAAUCAUAUGACACAGUCACGUGCCUGCAGCGCCAGCUGAAAGGUGUGUUCGACAUCGGCUGUGGCUGGAUGUAACCGAUCGGCGAGAUUAGCCGCGUGCAGGCGGGGAGGAGCUGAAAACGGAGACUUGAAGUCGGACACGCUGCGGUUUCCGUAGUUUGCUGCAUCUACGUCAGUUAUGGCUGAUCACGUGGUGUUUGCUUACUUUAUCGCAGACGAGCUGGAAGCGAUAGAAAUUCCUUUAUUCUUGCAUGAAAUUGAGCACAACGAGCAACGAAGGUGAGCAGGAUUAAUGUAAAAAGUAUUAAUUUACAUACUUUAAUAAACAAUAUACAUUAUUGUUAUAGUUUAAUACUUAUUACCUAGAAUCUGAAACCUACAUCGAAUAAAACAGUGUAGCAAACCAAAUAAGUGACCGAAUUGUUAAAGCUUCACAAUGUAUUAUUGAUGUAAUGAAUUUAAUCAAGAAAUAUGGCUUCUGUAAUCAAUGGUGGCUUGCCUGUUUGCUUACAUAUAAAGAUAUUCAAAUUCUGUUUACACAAAGAAAUAAUGUGCUUUUAUUACAAUACUAACACUCAUGUAUACCAUAAUUAUUUGAUUAAAAUCCUAGUUCAACAUAAACCUUGAAAUUUGUUUUUUUAACUACCUGUGUUUUCAGUUCCACAUAUAUUGUGACUACAAUUCCUCUUUCUGAUAUAUAGAAUGGUUAAAAAAAUAAUGAAUUUUGUUGAGGAUGUUGUCCCUCUCUACAGUCUCUCAGAAUUUAGAGGUCAUUUCAGGCUUUCCAGAGAACAAGUGGAGGAUGUCAUUACCACCCUUGGUCCAUAUGAAUUUACAGCAGACCAAACUGCCACUCAUAAACAGUGUUCUUGCCUGCCUUUGGACGUUGGCUAAUCAGGAGUCAUAUCGUGGGGUGGCAGAUAGAUUCAAUAUAACAAAAUCCACUCUUGCCAAGCAUCUCCAUGAGUUUUGUUGCUAUGUUAAUACAUACAUGGCCCACCACAUUUCCUGGCCCAGAGGCCAGAGACUGGAGUUGUCAAAAUUAGGGUUUGAUGCAGCAGGUUUCCCCAACACUGUAUUUGCAGUGGAUGGGUGUCACAUUCCUAUAAUGAGACCCCAUUGUGAUAAUCCCCUUGCAUACCUGAAUAGGAAACAGUUUUAUUCAGUAAAUUUAACUGGGUUUUGUGACAGCCAGCGGCGCUUUUGUCACAUCAGUGUGGGUCACCCUGGAAGUUGGCAUGAUGCCAGAGCAUUUCGCUUCACAGAGGUUGGUCGUCUUCUUGAAGAAAACCCCCAUACCCUUGUUCCACAGGGAAUGCACAUAAUUGGGGAUUCUGCCUACCCUCUGUUGCCUCAACUUAUGAGGCCUUAUAGAGACAAUGGCCACUUGUCUGCUAGGCAAAAACAAUUUAAUAGGAAGCUCAAUACUGCUCGCGUGGUCAUUGAGCAUGCAUUUGGCAUUCUAAAAUGUAAGUUUAGGAGACUCCAUUGCCUACAAAUGAGAAGAAUUUCAAGUAUCAGUUCAGCAGUCUCGGCAUGCUGCAUUUUGCAUAAUAUUUGUUUAGAGGCUAGUGAUGAUGUUGUCGUGGUAGAUGAUAGUGUUGAUGAUGAACCACCUCCCCAGCAACCCCACAACACUCACGCCUGUCAUUAUAGAGACCAGAUUUGUGGUCAGAUCUAAGUUGUAUGUCUAUACUGUACAUACAAACAACUGAAAAGAAAUGAGUAUUUAUCUGAAAUAAACUUUGCCAAUGUUUUUUUUUAUAUAAAAGUACUAUUGGAAUGUAAAGAAAUAAUUGGCAAAUGACAACCAGUUGACCUAAUUUGGUUUUGUUAAUUAAAUAAGAAUGUUCUUUGAGACUUGGUGACUUCUUUUACCUGGCUGAACACAAAGCAAAUUGGAUUUAAUUUGAGAGGUUGAAGUGGUGGUGGUGGUGAUAAACACACACACAUUAUUUCAUAUAUAGAUUUUGUAAUUGACAUGUAUUUGUUAUUUUUUAUUAAGCAGAUUUCCCAGGAUCAUUGACAACUUGAGCUUUGAAAUACAAUAGAUUAAGUGGCACCAACAUGCAGUUGUGUCAGUGCAAUAAACUUGAGCGUUUGUAAUUUAGAAUUGCUAAAGUUUGACACAUGUAAAAAGUGUUUAACACAUAGCUGAAUGAUAAAGGUAGGAUUUGUGUUGGAAAAACACUAUUGCACUUUAAUGAACAUUAGAGUAAAUGUGAUAUCUAGAAAAUAUAUAUUUGAUUUGAAUUAGUUGAUCAUUUACAAAUUGUAUAACUUGGGAACACAAAUAUAUAUUGUAGUAGAAAGUGUCUACAAUAUUUUCCCAAGUUAUACAAUUUGUAAAUGAUAAACUAAUUCAAAUCCAAAAUAUAUUUUAGUAUACAAUUUGAGAAAGUGUAAAUCAAAAGAGAGAGUCUACAUAAUCUUUACAGUAUCAUUUUAUUCAGGUUUAUUUGGGUUUUGUAGAAGUUUUAUAAUUUGGUCUUGUCUUUUUCCCAUUUUUUUUAGUUCCUCCACAAUGGUUCCUAAGCUGGUCAAAAUCUUUCUCUCAAACAAUCGCCUGCAUCUCUCCUUUAGUCGCCGCCAUCUCUCCAGGUCUGGCCUCACAAGGGACUCGAGCACAGCAGUCCUUCUCUCUGCAUGUGCCUCAUAAGAAUCGAGAAAUUGUGAGGGUUGUGGUCGUCUCUGCCUGCUGCUGAUGGCUGUGUUGUGCAUUGCAGAGGUUCCUGGCUGUGCAUCCAUCACAACACCUGAUGGCUGGUCUUGAGUAGUGGGCCUGCUUUCAGUGGAUGCGUCUUCCAAACCCAGAGGAGUGGAUUGAAUGGUACCAGGUGGCGCAGUACCAAUUCCUGAUGACCCAAAUAAAUCAUCCAUUUGCUGAGGGGUGGAAAAGAGCAUGUAAAAAAUCUUUGAUGCAAUACCUUGUGACUCAUGUUUGUCUGACUGGAUAGAGGGGGGUGACGUUUGAAUGGCUUCUGAAGGGUUUUCACAUACUGCACCAGAUUGGAGAGUGGCAGAUGGUGGGUCCUUUACAGUGGAGCUGUGAGAGUCGUGAAGCACCCGAAUUCCACAGUUUCUCUGGAAAUACAAAGUGUCAAAUUUUGUCAGGACACAACUGAUAAAACCUGGCAUCCUCUUGGUUCCUCUUGGAGGAACAGUCGGUGUAUGGACUGUACAUGUUCUGCUGAGUUAAUGGAAUGCUGUGAUGUAAUGAAGAAUCCUGUUAAUUAUCCGGACAAGUGCACAGUGGAAAGAGAUUACACAACAUGCACAGUUCAAGUUGUUGAGAAAAAACAAUGUCCUUAUUCUGCCACUGGUAAAUAAAUGCCAUCAAUGAAGAAUUAAUAAAAGUAUUGAUGUAUCCACUGAUUUACGAAACAAUAACUUUCACUGGUUUAAUUUGGACAUUAACAUAAUAAAAAAUGAAACAAUACACAAGACAUAAAGAAUAUAGAAAUGUUAAGCAUAAAAUAUAUAUGAAUUUAAUAACUUGUGUCAUUUAAUACUAGAUAAGAGAAUGUAACGCCUUUAUUUACAGUGAAAUAAUAUUGCAUAAAAAAAGAAAGAAAAGCACAGAUGUAUUUUAUAAAUUUAAAUGUAAUUUCAAUAGUAAAUACUAACACAAAACUGUGAUACUCAUUCUACAUCUGUGUUUAUAUAAAUAAAACAAAAUAAUUAUUGCUUGUUUGUUUGUUGUAGCCAAAGCCAGCUCAUCUUAAUAUCUUGCCAUUUUUCUGAAUAAAGAUCCUCUUGCUUA
Molecule: messenger RNA, 7025 nt
Organism: Misgurnus anguillicaudatus (oriental weatherfish)
Lineage: Eukaryota; Metazoa; Chordata; Actinopteri; Cypriniformes; Cobitidae
Source: RefSeq, a predicted model, not a curated record